AUGUCGGACGAGGCCGUGAACGUCGUGCAGCGACAGCUCGAGGCGUACAACGCGCGUGACUUGGAGGCGUUCAUGGCCGUGAUGGCCGACGACGUGGUGGCCCUGGACACCGAGACGGGCGCCGUCAUCGCCUCGUCAUCCGCCGAGCUGCGGCCGCGGUACGCCAAGCGCUUCGAGACGCCCGUGCACUGCGAGCUCAUCGGGCGCCUCGCGUGCGGCGACACGGUGGUGGACCGCGAACGCAUAACUGGCCUGCCCGGCGGUGCGGCCGCGGACUGCAUGGCGGUGUACACGGUCAAGGGCGGCAAGAUACAGCGCAUGCAGCUGCUGUGGAAGGCGGCCGACUAG
Monoraphidium neglectum is the source of this 348-nucleotide messenger RNA. RefSeq lists its product as hypothetical. The record is from RefSeq and is a predicted model, not a curated record. NCBI's taxonomy places the organism in Eukaryota, Viridiplantae, Chlorophyta, Chlorophyceae, Sphaeropleales, Selenastraceae. The coding region runs from base 1 to 348 and encodes 115 amino acids. The transcript has 3 exons.